Annulohypoxylon maeteangense is the source of this 1428-nucleotide messenger RNA. RefSeq lists its product as uncharacterized. The transcript is spliced from 4 exons. Bases 204 to 950 code for a protein of 248 amino acids. Lineage: Eukaryota; Fungi; Ascomycota; Sordariomycetes; Xylariales; Hypoxylaceae. The record is from RefSeq and is a predicted model, not a curated record.
UAAAGGUUGUACUUGCCUUACUGUACGAUUAUUCAUUCUAUUGGAAGAUUAGAACUCAAUUGCGAUCAUUCAUUCAAUGUUCCAUUGUUCCACAUCGUCUCUCCUUACUUCAACGAUUUGAAUUCACUCAAUUCACCCCUAACUAUAUUCGCUUGGACUUAAUUGCUACAUUGUUUUAUUUCCCGCAAGAAUAGUACUUUACAAUGCCAAUUCGAAACCCAUUUGCAAGGCGCCCCGGCCUUCUGGGCGGUACCGAGGCCAAGGAUGAGAACGUCCGACCCGGUGCGCUGGUUCCCAAGUCUGCGCAAGCAGGCUUUGAGAAGGUCGACACAAUUGGGUCCAAGGCGUCUUCUUCUUUGAGCAUUCGAAGUUCAAAAAGCCGAGACACCGGUGAUUACAAAAUGAGUGUUGUCAACGACAGCGGGGUCUAUCUCCCGCCUUCUCCAACCGACGACAAGGGCCUCUGGCCAAGACGUUCAGCAGCGUCCCGAACAUCUAUGGAUACCAGAAGCAGCUUUGGUGAUAUUGAGCAUUUCUCCAUCUCCCGCGAAUCGUUUGAUUCUUAUCGUCGGUCCUUCGACAUAUCGGCUAGAUCACCCAUCAUAGUCCACGAUCAACCCCGCCAGAGUCUCGAUUCUGCUCGAUUUACUCGAUCGCCACGGAUGUCAAUCAGAAACCGGCCUUGGGAUCCACCAACCGCUGAAGAGGGAUUCGAAGAAGUCGGAUUGAAUGAUGACCAGAAGCAGCAACCAAAGAAGAGAAGUUUUUUCUCCAAAUUCUCCGAGUCGCAAGAGCCGAGCGCACCGCAUUCGCAUACCCAGAGUACGGGUAUGGGUAUGUCUCGAUUCAUCCCGGGACGCAAACGAGCGCAAAGCGGUCAGGGAUCCGAAUUAGGUCAUAUCGACCGACCAAAGUCUCGCCAGUCCAUUGAUGAACAAGAGACGCAGUAGUGCCCUAUGCUCUAUACUUUAUACCCCACGUGAGAUGAAUCAGUUGGAGACAAUAUGCAUAGAUGAUUUUACGGAGUUUUGGGGGUACCGGAUGGGGCAUCACGAUAUCUAAGCGAUCGCUUGCCCCCCUGUUUAACGGAGACUUCGAUUUCUUCACGUCUAGUCGCUCGCUUCUGCACAUGACGAGCUGAUAGAUGGUUAGGGACAAAAGACGGAUGGGACAGUUUAAGCUGUGUAAUCUGGGCUCCCCUAAAGGAGAAACUAAUAAUGAGAUAAACUGGGAUUGGAAUGGUAUAGGAUAUCUGGAGAAUCAGAUACCAGCUCUUAAUGACCCGAACAUAUAAUUUUUUGCCUCAGUACAACUAUCAUUCGCAUGUGCUAAUAAAAGUUCCAAUGCAAGCACAUGAUGGAUAAGUAUUCAUAUUGUGGGUUUUGGUAAAUUAAUGGGCAUUAUUCGUUAAGUGAAUCUAAAGAUCUG